Molecule: messenger RNA, 3228 nt
Organism: Sphaerulina musiva SO2202
Lineage: Eukaryota; Fungi; Ascomycota; Dothideomycetes; Mycosphaerellales; Mycosphaerellaceae
Product: TPR-like protein
Exons: 2
Coding region: 497-1951 (484 amino acids)
Biological process (GO): protein folding
Molecular function (GO): Hsp90 protein binding
Source: RefSeq, a predicted model, not a curated record
CCAACAUGCCUGGCAGCGGAGUAAGGGCCGCGCAGGUGACGACUGCUUGGUUCUGAUUCAUUGCGGGCCACGAGCAAUUCUUCCAAAUGCGCUUCCAAAUGCUGAAAUGCCAUUUCGUGCAGUCUUCUGGGCUGAUUUUCGAUAGUCAAGCCAUCGGCAGUGGGAGGUAAGUUGGAGACAGCCGUUGUCGGAUGUUGAAACGCCACCAGCCCGCCAGCUUCCACACAUGGCAAACAAGCAUUUUUUCGGUGCUUGACACCACAAAAACCCUGCAGGACCUUGAAACACACCUUUUCACUCUACAACCAGAAGCGUCCCGACGGACUACAUGUGCUGUAAGUGCAUGAUUCACGACCUACAUGAGCCACGCCCGCACAAAACAACGGCAAGAAGCAGGGCCCAGGGUCGAAACACGCUGUCCCGAGCAGGUGCACACUAGGCCGGAUCAUCAUCGCACCUUAUCUGAACAAGCCACUACAGGAUUUGAUGAGAAAAAAUGGCGAAAAAUCAAAGUGAAGAUGGCACCCCCACAGGCAACGCGCCGGUAUCGAACAACAGCAGCAGCGGCGGCGGCGGCAGCAACAGCAAUGUCGAAAGCACAGCAAAGCACAACUCCGAUGACUUGGUUGAAGCGCUCACGGCAGCAAUGCCGCCGAGCAUGUCCUCGCAGCGAUCCAAAACAGCCGAUGAGAUCCUGGCAGAAAUGAACCGCAUCCCGCUGUUCAUGACCACGCUGGACGAGACAGAUGGCGAAGGCGGCGAGAACGUGAUGCUCGAGGCCAUCAAAGCUCUCGCAUACGAAGGAAGCAAAGCUGAAGUGGCGGCGAACUUCCGGGAACAGGGAAAUGAAGCUGCGCGUGGCAAACUCUGGAAAGAUGCUCGCGAGUUUUAUACCAAAGCUAUCGCUUCGGUGCAGGGGAAAGUGAAGUUGUCGGAGGCUCCGAAGGAUGACGACUUUGCUGGUGCUGCCGGUGCUGAUGCUGUUCCUACUACUAGCACUAGGAUCUUGGAUGUAACAGAUGUGGAGGAGGACCAGGUUACUCCAGUUGACGAGGAGGCUGAAGCGAAGAAAGAACGCGAGAUAGAGGAAGCAUGUUUGGCCAAUCGUGCUCUCUGUAACCUCGAGAUGAAAAACUACGGCCAAGUCAACAAAGAUUGCGCCUCCGUACUCCGGCUCAAUCCCCGGAACAUCAAAGCCUGGUACCGCGCAGCGACCGCCUGUCUCGCCCUAGACAAAAUCCCCGAAGCAGAAGAUGCCUGUCUAUCCGGCUUACAAUACGACCCCACCAACACCUCCCUCUCGGUCCUCCAAUCCAAAAUCCACUCCCGCAAAACCCACCUCCGCAAUCUCCACGCCGAACGCGAGAAACGCGAAGCACGUCUUCAUCGGGAGAAAAUCACCCUGCACGCUGCGUUGAAAGCGAGGAAUAUUUCCCUCUUGCGUGAUCAUGAAACUGGAGAAGUUUCAUCCUCAUCGACAUCACCACCCGAAUUGGAAGACGCAGCCAUCCACCUCUCCGACCCUCAAGAUCCCACUUCCACACUCUCGUUCCCCGUCCUCUUCCUCUACCCUCUACACGCCCAGACCGAUUUCGUGAAAGAAUUUCAAGAACACGAGACGUUGGGUGAUCAUCUCGCGUAUUUAUUACCUUUGCCCUGGGAUGCCAAGCACGAAUAUUCCCCUUCCCCUUCCAGUCCUUCAUCCCCUUCAUCAUCUUCCCCUUCUGCCUCUACAGCAGCGAUCCAUUCCCAAGUAGAUUGCUACAUGGAAACUUCCCCUAGUGGUCUGAUCAAAGCGGGUAAGAAAUUACCUUUGAUCAAAUUACUGGCGGGGUCGGGAAAAGGAAAACAGGUGGAGAUUGGGGAUGGGUUGGUAAGGGUGUUUGUAGUUCCGAGGGCGAGGGCGGAGGAGUGGAUUGGAGAGUGGAAGGUGAGGAAGGGAAGGGUGUAAGUAGAGGAGGAGGUAGUAUCUAUCUACCUACCUUAUGUAGUGAGAUGAUUACUGGUGGUUGCUAUGUACAUGUACCUAUGUACAUGUGUAUGUAUGUAUGUACAGGACAGAUGCUUGCGUCACGUUGAGAGGCAUGGGUCAUCCUGUGUAGAUACUUCUGCAAGCUUUCAUGCGCAAGCUUCAAUGUCCUCGUGGGCGAUUCCUCUUCUACCACUAGUCUCGUAGUUCUUACUUCUUAUCCGCUGGAUAGACAAUACCAGCCUGUCUCCGCAUCUCCGAAGUGACAUGAAUGACAUUCCGUGAAAUAGUUUCCAACUCCUGCAAACUCGCCGUAUCCUUUUCAUUCAAAAUUCUCGCAUAUUCUGCCGCCUCUUCUUCCAUAUUGACAUUCGGUUUCUCCACCGUCUUACACGGACCCGCCAACUCCUCGCUCUUUUUCGUCUGCGGACUCCAGUGUGCAAUGGACGCAAUAUCCGUCGUCGCGUUGAUGGUGAGAGUACCCUUUUCGCCAUAGAUUUCGCAGGGUGCGGUGCUCUGAUAGCACUUGGAAGCGCUGAUUUGCACGCCAAACCCGUCGUAUUGCAAGAUUCCACAUCCGCCUGCGUCGACUCCUGUGCGGCAGAUGGUGGGGAUGUAGGACUGUGUCUGGGGGCGGCCGAAGAGGGCUACGGCAAAUGUUACGGGAUAGACGCCCACGUCGACGAGACUGCCUCCGCUGAAGUCGAGGGAGAAGAUGUUGGGUGUUUCUCCGUUCAAGACGUUGUUGUAUCGGCUACUGUAGGAACAGUAGGAGAACGAGGCGCCGUAAAUGGGCCCGAGCCGCUUCUCCUCGUGGACCAUUUUGCGCAGCAGUUUGUAGUUGGCCUCGUGAAUAUGGCGGUAUGCCUCGAUGAGAUACACGCCCUCCUCUUUCGCUAUCCGGAACAGAUCAUCGAGCUCGGCGGGAGUGGAUGUGGCAGGCUUCUCGAGCAGGACGUGCUUCUUGGCCUUUAGCAUCUGCUUCGCCUGCUCGUAGUGCAGGCUGUUGGGGGAAGCGAUGUAAAUGGCUUGGAGGUCCUGGUCGGCAGCGAGGUCGUCCAGGGUGGUAUAGAGCUUUGAGCAGGCAUAUUUCGAGGCAAACUUGUCUGCUUGCUCUCUCGUGCGUGAGUAGACGGCUUGGAGUUGCCAUUGGCCGGUUUUGUUGGCGGCUUGGAUCCACGAGUCUGUGAUCCAAUUCGUGCCGAUGACACCAUAAGUGAUGGCCAUAGCUGUUUGUAGAAGCGUUGAGUCGAGAUGUG